Prunus armeniaca (apricot) is the source of this 228-nucleotide messenger RNA. Lineage: Eukaryota; Viridiplantae; Streptophyta; Magnoliopsida; Rosales; Rosaceae. The record is from the annotation of a GenBank genome assembly.
AUGACUACCAGGUCCAAAUCUGGUCUGUGUCAGAAGAAGUCUUUCGAGGAUUAUCAGUGUUUUACUUAUAUGCAUGACUCUACUACUCUUGAUGAGCCUUCUACAUUUCGUGUGGCUUCUUUCUCUCAUGCCUGGAUUAAGGCUAUGGAGGAAGAGAUUUUUGCCUUAACAAUGCAGGGUGCAUGGUGUCUAGUCCCUCGCCCUGCUAAUACAAAUAUUGUUGGCUAG